AGCACUUUCAAUUUAUUUUUACUAUGAUAUUUACUAUUGGAAGGUAACUAGGCAACUUAGACGCUUAUCUCUGCUGGUGGUCGCGUGGGUCCGCCUCCUGGCCUACUUAAUAUGCACACAGUGACCUGAAAGGGUUUACCUGAAAUAUCAUUUACGACUCUAUUAUUUGCCAUUCAUCCUGGUUCAUGAGUAGAACAACGUAUUUGAAACUAUUGGUUGAAUUAAAUGCUUAUUGUUGAUUGCACUCAACUGACACGAACUUAUUCCUAUGUUGUAAUAUUUACAAUUAAUAUUUUUGUAACUGAGUUUUCGCACCUGUCCGGAAACAGAAGGUGUAUCACUGCCAUCUUGGAUUUUGCUCAGUUGAAGUGUGAAAACUGCUCCUAAGUACUGCCAAGUUUGUGCAAGUAGCAGGGCAUAUCACACCUUGAACUUUUGUACAGAGCAACUCGAAUGUUUCAUACACCUCUUGGCAAAGAUCAGAUGGUUAUGCAGUUUUAGGCCUGGAGAAAUCUUAGUUAGAAAUUGAGAAAGAAAUUCUCAGUUCUAAAUGUCUUAUAUGGAUGAUUACCCUAAAGAUCAAAGGCUAGAAAAAGUAAUACAGAAACUAGAGAGCAGUGUGCUUAAGAGCAGUGAAGAAUAUACCAUCAAGGGAGAGGACGAUCGCUCCUCAAAGGUGAGCGCCCGGAUACGGGAAAUCAUCACCAAAAAUUUAUCAACAGAAGAUUUAACACUACCAGAACCUGGCGCUAUGACAUCACCAUCUGCGGGACACUUGACGGAGGAGAAUCGCAUGCUCCAGAAUGAACUUAACAGAGUUGAAGAUCUCCUUGCAUCAAGCAGAGCUGAGCGUGAUGAAAUUGGGAUCAAAUAUAAUGCUCUAAGUGAAAGGUUGGAGACUGCGCUGAAGCUUGAAAGUGGCGAUAGAAGCAAUGACACCAGUAGCUCCGCUCUUCUGCAACAAAACAUAGAGUUGCGUCGCAAAGUUGAAGAUGAACACUCAAGUUACAAGCGUAAACUGCAAGCUUACCAAGAUGGCCAGCAGAGACAAGCUCAACUUGUGCAAAAGUUGCAGGCGAAGGUCCUCCAGUACAAGAAGAAAUGUGGAGAGCAAGAGACAGAGAUUGAUACUCUCAAAUCUGAGACCACAAAAUUAAAAAGAUCGCAAGACCAGAAUGGUUCCCAGACAAGCUUGAACAUGGACCUGGAGAAUGCAUUGAUUAAACUGGAGGAGGAACAGCAAAGGAGUGCCAGUCUGGCCCAUGUUAACUCUAUGUUACGUGAACAACUGGAUCAGGCUACUGCCGCCAACCAGUCCCUCACAGCUGACAUCCACAAGCUCACCCAGGAUUGGCAGUAUGCAAGGGAAGAAUUGGAGGCCAAGGAGGCUGAAUGGAGGGAUGAAGAACAGUCCUUCAAUGAAUACUUCAGUGCUGAGCAUGGCCGUCUGCUAUCUCUGUGGCGCGCUGUCGUUGCUUUCCGUCGCCAAUUUGGAGAGAUGAAGAGUGCAACCGAGCGUGACAUGGCUCACAUGCGUGCUGACUUCACACGUUGUUCCCGCAGCAUGCAUUCCGCCUGUCUCAACCUUGGUGCCAAUGCUCGCAACUCAGACACACAAUCUCAGGUAUCUCAAGAUCGUGAGCGUGGUGAGCGUAACAGCAUUGACAGCCAGCUUCGCGAGAAGGUACGAGAGGUGAUUGAACUGCAGGCCAAGUUUGAUGUACAAAGUGCUGAACUGAAUUCUAGAGUCAAUGAGCUGACCAUGAACAAUGAGAAGCUAAAGAUUCAGAUUGCAGAGAAAGACAAGUCCAUCUCCAACAUGCAGGCCAAUCUCAGCAAGCUUGAGGUGUCCAACAUUGAGAGAUCCCGCGAGAAUGCUAUUGAGGGUGAAUCUCUGCAGAACCUGCGUGAGGAGACCGACUCCAUGCACGCAGCACUCAGGGAUAUCGCUCAGGCUGUCAUUAUGGAUGCUGAUCAGUCAAUGCAGGAGGAGACAGAAGUGGGUGGUGGUGAUCUAUCAUUCCGAUCCACAUCCCCACUCCGCUCUACCUCCCCUCGUCCUAGAUCUCGCACUCGCUCUAUGUCUCCACGUCGCGCUCGCUCCCCAGCUUUUGCUGAUUCCACAUUCAGCGCUGUCCAGGCUGCAUUAAACAAACGCCAACUCCAAGUACAAGAGUUCAAGGCUAAGCUUAAUGCGACCAAAGACCAAAACAACAAACUCAAGAAAUCUCUAGAUGAUGUUGAGGCUGAACGUAGAACACUGGAGAGCACUGUGAUGGCCCACAGAGAGGAGUUGGAGUCGGCACGUCGUGAUAGAGAUGACUCAUUCCGCGACAGAGACCGCUACAAGAACAACCUCAACCUGACAUCUGGUGAGAAAUCCAAUCUAGAGAAGCUGAGAUCAACAAUGAAUGAGCGUAUUGAUCAGAUAAGUGGGGAGAACAGCAAGCUGCAGGCAGCUAAUGCUGAGCUCCAGAGACAGAGAGACAACUUGGAAGAUGAGAAGGAUGAUAUUAACAAGGAUAAGGACAGGCAGAUCAACGAAAACCAGAGAUGCCACAAGGUGAUUGAGCAGUUGGAAGGCAAGAACUCUACUCUGAAAGAAGAGCUGGUCUCUGCUAAGGAGGCUCUCAACAGAGCUCUGUUGGAGAAAGAGGUUCUUGAUCAUGAGAAGGGAGAGCUCAAUGAGGCCCUAUCCAGGAAUGAACUACAGAAGGCUGAGCUUGAACUUGAGAUCAACAAACUUAAGACUGAGGAGGCAAGUCUCAGGGAUGCACUGCUCAAGAUGCAGGCUCUCAAUGAGGGAUUGGGACAAGACAAAGUGGAGCUCAACAAGAUCAUCAUGGCUAUGGAGGCCGACAGAGCUUCUAUAUCCAAUGAGAAGCAGACAUUAGAGCUCGAGAAGUCUGGCCUGAAGGAGGAGAUCCUACGAGUUGAGACUGAAAAGAUGGACCUUGACACAGAGAAGGCUGGACUCAACCAGACUCUUGAGUAUGCAGAGAUGAGUCGCGAGAAACUUGAACAAGAAAUCAUGGAGAAUAACAGAGAACGUGCUGAAAUCCAGGAACAGCUUAGCACUGUUACAAGACAGAAGACUUCACUGGCUGAGGAACUGGUUCAGGCCCGUAAAGAAGUUGAACGCCAAAAUGAGACAGUUGUUCGUAUUGCUAAGGAGAAAGAAGAGCUCACCAAGGAUAAGGCUGAACUAGCUGUGCAACUGACAGCUUCUGAGCGUGAGAACCGUGUGCAGAGUGAGGUGAUCGCUGGACUUAAGAGUGAUAAGGACAGCUUAGAGACAGCUCUAUAUGAGUCUCAACAACUCACAGCACAGCUAGAGACCAGGAAAGAGCAGCUGGAGGGAGAGAACCAAGAGCUGAUCCUCAAGAAGGAGACACUCCAAGCUGAUAUUGUUCGUCUGCACAAAGAGAUGGAAGUCGAGGUAGAGAAACUAGAGCGACAAAAAGAAAGCAUCAGUCAGAAACUCUCUAAUACCGAGCAAGACCUUCAGAUGGCUCUCAAGCAAGAACAAACAUCUCAUGAGGAAGAUAUUGAACGUCUCUCCAGAGAAAAGGAGAGCCAGAGACUUGACAUGGAGGCCCAGCGUGAGGAGCUGAUCCACAACUACACAAUGGAGCGUGAUGAGAUUAUCGCCAAGGCCCAGAGAGAAAAGGAAGAACUGGACAAUGACAUCAUUAACCUCCAGCGUGAACGUGACGACUCUCUACUGCUGAUGGAGAAUGAGAAGCAACAGGCACUCUCAUUGGCUGAACAGGAACGCAGCACCUUACAAGAGAAAUUGGCUAACACUGCCUCUGAUCUAAACAACUCGAGGGUAGAAUAUGAAGGCCUCAAGCGUGAGAGUAACACCCGCACAGAACAAGAUCGAAGCACCAUCAACAAUGUACAAGCUGAGCUCAAGAAAUUCAGGACACAGUUUGAAGAGGCAACUGCUGCACAUGACAAUGAACUGAAAAACCUAAACAUCCAGAUCGUAGACCUGACACGCAGUCGUGACAGUGCCAACAUGGAAGUUGCUGAACUGAAAGUACAACUCAAAAUGGUGGAAGAAACAAGGGACUCCAUCCGUCGUGAUCUCAUUGAGGCAAAUCGCAAGAUCCGUGAGAGUGAUGAACACAAAGAACUGAUGCGUAAAGAGAUUAGCGAGUUGAAACGCAACCUGAAUGAUGAGAUUCGUGAAAAAGAUGCAUCACAGAAGACUGGAGAAGAGCUUAGGUCCAAGGUUAAGAAAACUGAGAGUGAGAAAGUUGAACUUAACAGAGUUAUCCAAGAUGCUAGACAGAGAAUUGCUAUCCUUGAAGAGCAGAAGACUGGUGUACAAAAGGAGGCCUCAGAUCUACGUGGAAGCCUCAGGGAAGUUGAGAAGGCACGUCUAGAUGCACGCCGCGAGCUUCAAGAAUUACGCCGUCAAGUCAAGAUGCUUGAUGGAGAGCGUAAUAAGCUUGGCAAAGAGGUUGAUGAUCUCCAGAACAGAGUCAGUAGAGAUGAAGAGAAGGAAGAGGAAGCAAGAAGAGAAUCAUUUGGCCUCAAACAGAGGGUUGUAGAGACUGAAGCCAGUAGAGAGGCACUCCGUAAAGAGCUGGCCAACUUACAGCGCAAGUUUGGUGAGUUUGAAGAUGAGGUCAGACUCAGGGAGAAGGACUUCACCAUGGCUCUUGAGGACAAAAUGCGCAAUGAACGCAAACUUGAGGACAAUAAGCGUAAUCUUGAGAUUGCACUGGACAAUGCUAAUACUGAACUAGCAGACUUGCGUCUGAAACUAAGUGGUGCUGAAGGCCGAAUUAACGGCCUGGAAGCCCAGCUUGCCAGAAUUGAGGGUGCCAAACGUGAUGUUGAAUUUAAACUUAACAGUAUUCACUCAAGCCUGCGGCGUACUAUUGGCUUCAGACAGGAUAUGCCAAGAGCUGCUAGUCCUCUGCGUACACGUAGCCCCAGUCCUAGGAGAUCAAGAUCUAGGCCCAGCUCACCAACUAAAGGUUUUGAAAAUACAUUCAGUACAACAACUGAUGGUCGUGGCAGCCCUAUUCCCCGCACUGGCUCUCCAGAUCGUGCACGAAGCCCCAUGCGUAGCAUGUCACCAUCCAGAACCAUGAACAACACACUCAAUGAAACAAGUUCCGAUUUCACCGACAUUGACCCAGAAUCUGUCCGUUUGGCCCUCCGUGACUUCGUCCAACAGCUUGCUGGUGCUGAACGUGAACGAGAUGACGCAGUCUCUCAGGCACGCAGCCUAACCAUGCAGCUUAGAGAGAUGGAGGAAGACAGAGACAGAACAGAAGGACGUCUACAAAACCUACAGAAAUCUCUGGGUGAGGUUGAGGAGGAUAAGCGUGGUAUUGAUGGAAGGCUGGCCAGUGCCCAGACUGCCCUCAUGCUCCAGGAAGAGACAAUCAGAAGGAACGAAAGGGAACGAAAGGGAAUGGCUGAUAAGAUCAGCACUCUAGAACGCAACAUUGCAACUCAGGACUCAGAAAAGAGACAGAUGGCUGAGAAGAUGUCGAAGCAAAAACAGAAUGAAGCCAGACUAGAGGAGGACAAGAAACAACUCCGCAUUGCUUUAGAAGAUGCUGAGAACAGAUGCACCAAACUUGAAUUAACCAGACGAUCGCUAGAAGGUGACAUGCAACGUAUGAAGCUGGUCCUGACAGACAAGGAGACAGAGAACCAGGUGUUGGCAGACAGAGUAGAUAACCUUGGCAAGCAGGUACAAGACUUAGAGGGCAAGAGCCAGUCUCUGCAACUGACCAUUGACAGACUCAGCCUGGCAUUGGCCAAGACUGAGGAGGAAGAAAGCCAACAGAAAGAUAAGGUACAAGCAUUAAACAUCUCACUGACUGACCAGAGUUCCACAAUCCAUGAGCUCCAGGAGCGUCAGCAACAGCUACAACGUGCACUUACAAGCAGUGAACAUGAUCGUAGAGUACUCACUGAGAGACUGGAUGCUGCAAGGCAAGCAUCCAACGAAGCUAAGAAACAGAACCAUAAUCUAAUGGAGCGUGUCCAAGCUAUGCAGAAUGAGCUCGGAGAUAGUGAAGUCAGGCGCAAUGAGCUAGAAGGCCAAGUCAGGCAGUCACACAGUGUGAUAGUACAGAGACAAGAGACUGAACAGGAAUUACAACAGAAGUUGAACAAAAUGCAAAGUAAGAACCAGUCCCUAACUGAACGCACAGCUGCUCUACAGAGGGCCCUGUCAGCGGCUGAGAAUGAAAAGCGUGAACUAGAACAUGGUAUUGUUCGAUUUGAGAAGGACAAGAGCGCUCUCAAGAAGACUUUGGAUAAGGUUGAGCGUGAAAAACUAAGAACUGAGGAGAUUGCCAGCCGCUCUGUCAUGGAGAAAUCAUCCUUGGAUACCAACCUGUCUCGCCUUGAGGAAGACAACAUGGAACUGCAGCGUAGACUACAAAGUCUAGAGGCACAACUAGCAGAGACUGAGCAACAACAUGCACAGAGACUCAUUGACUUGACCACACGUCACAGAACAGAGACUGAAAUGGAAACAGAGAGACUACGUACUGGUCAACUCCAAGCUGAGCGUACCUUAGAGGCUCGUGAACGUGCACACAGACAGAGAGUCAAAGGACUCGAAGAACAGAUCUCCACACUCAAAGACCAACUAAAUCAGGAGAUGCACAAACGUCAACAGUUUAUCUCCCGCAGCGGCAGGACUGGGGAAGAAAUCAAAAGCAUUCGUGGAGCCCUGGAUAUGUCCUUGGGCAAUGUCACCAGAGACCCAACUCUAGACCCCAUUUUGAUGGAACAUGAGACCCGUAAACUUGACGAUACAGUUGAUUUCCAUACCAGUAUUCGAACCUCUCCCAGUCGCUUGUCUCCCAGGCGUCGUUCCCCUACCCGCAGCUCCUCCCCAAUCAGAUUGUCUCGAGUGACCUCUACUCCAUCCAGAGGCAGCAUGGCCUCAUCAUUCCGACCCAGUCCUAGCCCAAUCAAGGGCCGCAAGAAGUAAUGAGGACAUCUAUUGACCAAGCAGCAUAAUUACACUGCCAUCUAUUCUCCUAGUGUCAAGAUAUGGACUAGUGUUAUAGAGAUUGUGGUGGAGUCCAUCAGAUAACCACACAUUGACCUAGGCUAUAUGAAAUAUCAUACUCAAUGUACUAUAUAGUAUUGUAAGAGGGGAUGAAGGAUGCGUAUGUAAAUUAUAUAUAGCAACAGAUAGAGAACUAGAUACAGGGUAGAAGGCUUCACUUCGCAUCCUUUAUCCUCACUGGAUUGUAAAUUAUUUAAAGAUAUGAUGUAUAUGAAUUGAUAUUUAAUAUCUACACAUUGGUUUAAGUAUCAGCCAGCACUGCCAUGGAUACAAGCUCAUCAUGGUUUCUAUGGAUACAAGCUCAGUGUACAACCACAGUCAAGUUGGCAAUUUUAUAUUUUAAAACUGUAAAUAUAAAUAUUGAAACAAGUCCGCCUCACAAAAACAUUAAUUGGUAAAAUACUUGUGCUUUAAAGCAUGAAAUACUCAGCCUUGAAAUGUGGUCUUGAUUGAAUGGCUAAAUUGUUCUUGUACCACUUUAAAAUGACAAUUUUGUCAUUCAGUCCCAGUCAUUGAAUGAAUUGAAAUGAAUUCUACCCCUGUGAGGACUCCUAUGCAAGUGGUUGUUACAGUCAGCAUUCCUUAUUUUACUACAGUGAAGAGAUCAUAGCAAACCUAUAACCCUGUUAGGAGGGUGAAUAUUGACCAUAUUGUUUAAUGGAGUCUGGCCCUCUGCCAAUGAAAUAAAUCUUUGAUUGUAUUUCCAGAUAAUAAUGUGUGCUAAAGAGAUCAAUAUAUAUCAAAAUGUAUACAUAUUUAAUAAGUAUAUUAUAUAUAAAUGAGUUUCACAAUAUUUUGUAACAAUUUGGCCAGCAUUGUAUCGCCACAGAAUUAUUUAGAAGUGUGAUCGUGAUUGGGUCAUGGAGCAUCUUGUCACAAAGUGUUAGAAUAUAAUUCUGAAAAAUUAUGUUUUUCACAGAAUUCACCAGGCCACAAAACAAUGCAUACCAAAGUGAUAGAUUUUUACAUAAGUUUGCUGAUAUUCUAACUCAUAUUUUACACGAAUCACUUGUACUCUAAAGUAACUGAUCUCAGAUAUAGAUAGUCUGAACUGUAUAUUUGAACACUGUAGUUUAGUUGCCAAUGCAAAACACUCCGUCCAUAAGGCCUUUUGCCUUGAAAUGUAAGCAUUGGUCGUAGCGAGUUUGAAUUUCAUUCUUUUAAACAUCAACCGUAAAUCUUUACACAGUCACUUUUUUAUCAACCUAACAAGUGUGUUAAAUUGACUUCAAUCAUGUACAUAACAAUUUAUUUAUAGAUUUUAUUCAUUAAAUUUUAUUCAGAAGGUUUCAUAAUGAAUUUAUUUGGUAUGACUGAUAUUUGUUAUGAUGGAUUCCAGUAUUGUUUGUUAAGCCACCAGGGCUGAGAUAUUGUAAUGGAAAUAUUGUAAUGGAAAUAUUGUAAUGGAGAUUACAAGCUUGCUUGCAUUGUAAGAAGGGAUAUCAAUUUAUUUAUAGUCAUUUUUUUCUUUAGUUUGUUAAUGCUGUUUUAUUGUUUACACCUCGUAGUGAUCAUGAAUGUAUAGUAGAUUUUGAAAUAAAUGU
Owenia fusiformis is the source of this 8604-nucleotide messenger RNA. The record is from the annotation of a GenBank genome assembly. Lineage: Eukaryota; Metazoa; Annelida; Polychaeta; Sabellida; Oweniidae.